This is a messenger RNA of Tuber melanosporum (Perigord truffle), 2400 nucleotides long. RefSeq lists its product as uncharacterized. Gene Ontology annotation, molecular function: mRNA binding. Gene Ontology annotation, biological process: positive regulation of translation; nuclear-transcribed mRNA catabolic process, nonsense-mediated decay. Gene Ontology annotation, cellular component: nucleolus; cytoplasm. The transcript has 2 exons. NCBI's taxonomy places the organism in Eukaryota, Fungi, Ascomycota, Pezizomycetes, Pezizales, Tuberaceae. The record is from RefSeq and is a predicted model, not a curated record. The coding region runs from base 109 to 1956 and encodes 615 amino acids.
GCCCACUAUACAUAUCACCUUUCGUCCUCUUCCCCCUCUCUUAUCCACGGUCGUUCUCUUUCUCUUCUUUCUCUAGAGUUUCUCCCGACUUGACUCCCAGAGAUUAAAAUGGCGUCCCCUUCGCCUACCAUCGCAAAAGCGAAAUCCCGAGGUGGUAGUGGACCCCUCCUUAAGGCCAGCUCCGGUAACAAUCCCGCCACAAUUCGCCUCAAAGUCGUUGUUCGCCAUCUCCCAAGUUUGAUAAAGGAGGAUGAGUUCAAGGGUGCAAUGGCGGAAUACAUAAACGAGGAAACUGUAGAAUGGGCUUCUUGGGUUCAGGGAAAGAUACCGGAGGAACGUACAAAAGCACCCAAAGAUUCACGAUGCGUCAUCAAGUUCAAGAACCCUCUACAAAUCACCGCUCUUAGCGAGGGACUGCGCCUACAUGGCCCUUUUACCGAUAGCAAGGGGAACACAACCAACCCUCAAAUGGAAUACUCUCCAUUCCAGAAAGCUCCAAAGAGAUCGGUACGUAUCGAUGCCCGCGCCGGCACUAUCGAGUCCGACCCCGAUUUCAUAGCAUUUGUGGCAUCAUUAAAGGCUGCUUCUACACCUACCCCCAUAACCGAUGGAAUUACUACCCAUACGUCUACCAAUGUUCAGCCCGGCGAAGUGGUCAGCACACCAACUACUAUACCAGCGAACGACCCAUUAUCGGUUCCCCUGCCUGUGGUUGAGAAACUUGACAAACCAAAGACAACCCCACUAAUCGAGUAUCUCCGGAUGCACAAGAAUGGAAGUUCCGAUAAAUCUAGUUUGAGCAAGGCAAGCCUCAAAACUGAAAAGCCAAAUAAAGAAUCCUCAUCCACAAAGCGCGAAAAGCGGAGACUCGAGAAAUCCCGUGCCAAGGGCAAGGAGAGGGACCCCCGCAUCGAUGAAAAGGAUGAAUGGGCCAUUAAACGAGCUGUCCAAGCCAUUGAUAUGGAAGCCGCUACCAUCCUGAAGCGCGAGAACCCCAUCGGAGGCCCGCUGUCUCGACAGAGCACCAGCACUACGAUCCUAUCGCGACAGAAUUCCGGAAUUUCUGGUACUCUAUCAAGACAAAAUUCGGGAUUAUCCGGCAGUCUCUCCAGACAAAACUCGGGUCAACCAGGAACGUUGACGAGGCAAGGGAGCAACCCCGCCGGCAACAGUUCGAGGUUGGAGAAAGGGCAAUCCCAGGAAAAGGAGAAGGGUCGUGAACGCCGCAGAGACAGAGGGGGUGUUUCCAGUGUUGCAGCAAUUCUUCAACGCGAUCUCGGCAUCAUUACCUCCACAAGACGCUCUAGCAACGCGGCAAAAACGCCUUCCACAAUUGAAACAUCUACCAGCGCCACCGAUGGUGCCCCAGUGGCUACUGUCACGCCCCCAACACCUGUCAAUCCGGAACCCCAAUCACCCGCACGACCAAGACGGCGUGGUGGCCGUAGUAAUGGCCGUCGGCCGGAGCGCGAAGACAGCAUUGUUUCUAAUUCAUCUGCAACUACGCCCGGGCCCGCAUCACCGCCAGUAGCACCAGUAGCCAUCCUGAAGAAGUUGCCUUCAAACGCGUCCGCCCCUUCGGCGCCGACACCAAUUCCCGAACCAUCGGCAGCACCAGGCCUACUCAAAAGAGAAGGCUCCGUAGCACCACCGACUGGGCCUGCAGCGAGCGUCGCUGGCCCCGAUCGAGACGGCGUGCCUACAGCUCCGAAGGGUAAUGGGCGCCAUCGAAGGGGUGGAGGAGGGCCGCCGCGAGGCGGCGCUAUAUCAGCCGCAGCCCAGGCUUCUUUGGCCAUGGUGGGUGUACCUACUGCGCCGGCGGGUGACUCGCAACAGAAGGGCAGGAAAAAUAGCGGAGGUGGGGGUAGGGGUGGGGGUGGCGGGGGCGGGGGCUUCAGAAGUGGCAGAGGUCGUGGAGGUGGGCCUCCAAAGAGGGGUGGCCCCGCCGACGCAUAAGGUGCAUAAUCUGUUUACAUUUCACACGGCUUUCAUGGAUAUCUUCCUUAAUAAACUCCUUCAGGCCAGGGAGUCAAACCUUGUUGGAGGGGUGGUGCGAAGACGCACAUUAUUUCAUUGUUAGUUACUGAAUCGACUCUAGCCCACUCCUGGUGAGAUUAAUAACCCGGACACUCCCAAAGCGUUGACGAACCUAAGGUAUUUGAGAGUAGGUUAUAGAUUGGUCUGCCGUGUCUUAACUAUAGUACUCGAGAACCCGUUCCUCAAACGUCCAACACUUUCCGAGAGGUGGCGAACCCCCGCCAAAGCCACUUUUUCUGGCUUUUUUCGGUUGCACCGUCGUCACGUGCCCGGGUUCUUGAUCUCACUAGGGGUAUGAUGGUUUUUUCUCUUAUCAAGCUGUAAGCAGACGAUCGCGACAACAAAUCAUAAUCUAUCACUCGC